GACUCUACUCAGUAACAGUGUUAAAGUGUCCCCGUCCAGGCUGUGUAAGCAGCCGUGGCUGUAGCUACAGUUUAUUGUGUCAGGCUUUUUCUUGUUCUUUGCAUCGUCUAAUUUAUCAACUAGAUGUGUGUUAUUGUAGUGAGUGUGCCGUGUUCAUAAGCCCGAUACUUAUAACCUGGCUGCAGUUAGCGGUGUCCCAACACUGAUUUCUAGUAUGUGAUUCAUGUUGAAGUAAUGAUAAUAAUUGUGUUUUAAAACUAUUUUUCUGCCAGUUAAAUAAAGAUCGUGUAUAUAUUUUCCUAAACCAUGCCUUUGUAUUCAUUUGUGAACUCACCUGCGUAUUGUUAAAGGGGAAACCCUCUGUUAAAGGGUCGGUAACUAAAAAAUAAGUAUAUUGUUAAAACUCUUUGGGUGAAAGUCCCAAGGUGGCGUUGUUGGUAUUUUAUCUUCUAAUCCCAGAAAUCCCUUUCCAGCCCUAGCUUGGUUACACUUUUCUGGCGUUGUCGGCAGGAUUUAAACAAUCAAAGGCAUGUGUUGGUUUUAGAAAUUUGUUGCUUUAAUGCUAAUUGGCGAUAUUUUUAUUGUACUGUUGUGUAGUGAGCAGACUGUGGUGUAGUGAGCAGUGAGCAGACUGUUAGCAUUUUUUUUUUCUUUCUCUCUUCCUCUUUCCAUUUAUUUAAAAAGACAAGGCAACUGUUGGCGCAGCGUGGGAUCUGCUGUUUGUCCUGGGUGCAGACCACUGACCGACGACACGAGUGGCUGCUGCUGUAGUGUCCCACCACCAUGGAGGACGAGCUGCAGGACCUCAGGGAGCAAGUGCGACAGCUACGGGCAGACAAGGAGCGGCUACAGGAAGAGGCUGGGCAUCAGGCCGAAGCACAAGCGGGUCCGAGUGCCCCCAGGACAAUGAUGAACACUGCUGCCCCCGAACGCAUCAUCUACCUUCCACAAGAAAGGAAGUGCCCCAUGUUUAGGGGUACUCAUGGUAUUGGGGUAGAUGAAUGGGUGGAGGAGGUACGAGCUAGCAUGAGGGCUAGACAUUUGGGUCCCAAUGACCAGGCAUGCUUUAUUUUUGAUCAUUUAGAGGGCGAAGCCAGGGAUGAAAUAAAGUACAGGCCACGUUUAGACCGUGAUGACCCAGAACGCGUUCUAGCCAUUUUAGAGGAGCUCUAUGGGUGCCCAAAGUCCUAUGUGUCUCUACAGGAAGACUUCUUUUCUAGGAGACAGUUAGAGGGAGAGUCUCUGCAAGAAUUUUCUCAUGCUUUGUGUUUCUUGAUGGAGAAAGUUGUUGCUAGUGCCCCUAACAGAAUGACUAACUCUUUUAUAUUGCUGCGUGAUCAGUUUGUAGAGAAGGUUAAUGACUUUGAUCUUCGUAGGGAAUUGAAGAAGUCUGUUCGUAGUGAUCCCACACUGUCCUUAGUUGAUGUACGUGCUGAGGCUAUCAGAUGGGAACGAGAGGGUAGCCCAGCUAACAGUAAACACCGUUCUAUUUCCCCUUUAUGUGCUGUGCAGAGCUCUUGUGUCCAGCGUAAUGUGGAGUGCCCACUUAGCAGUUCCAAUUCGGAACAGCUCGCAGCUUUGACCGCGUUGGUAUAUAGGCAACAGGAGCAGCUUGGUCAGCUCACUGAGGCCAUCAAAGCGAUGCAGGCGGCGCCCCUCGUCCCCAGACCUAGUCGGCCCAGUAGCGUUGUGUGCAGACGGUGUCACCAGACAGGACACUACGCCCGUGAAUGUGAGAAUGAGCGUGUCCCACAUUGCCCAAGUAACUCUUCAUGUGCUCCUCGCACCGUAGCCGCUACUUCCCAGGCAGAAUUGGCAAGGGUUAGGAAAAAGGGGUCAGUUCAGGUACCAGGAGGUGCUAAUGAGGUGGUUGCUACUACCUGUUCGGUACAGGUUGGGUCUUCUGGGUUGUCUUCAUUCAGAUACUGUGAUCGCCCAGCCCGUGUCAAAAAGAAUCCUGAAGCCUUCUCGAGGCAGACAAGGGUCGAUGCCCCAAACAAGCUCCAGAAAGUUCUCCCCGGAACGGCCGUACCUGAUGCCCUGCAGAGGACAGCGAGAAGGGGUAAGCGGCAAAUUGCAGUGCAGGCAGAGGUAACGGCCUUUCCCUCCCGCACCCCAGCGGACCUACAGGCACUCCAGCAGGCGGAUCCAGCCAUUGGAGCCUUUCUUCACUUCUGGCGCCAGCAGAGGGAGCCAAGUCAGGCUGAACGACAGGAGCUGAGUCCCCAGGUGCGUGGGUUGGUCCGGCAGUGGGACCGGAUUGUGCAGACUGAUGGCCUGCUGUAUCGUCGGCUGUUUCGCCCAGAUGGCGGGGAGGAGGUCUACCAACUCCUGCUUCCAGAGGGUCUCAAGGAGGAAGUGUUGACGCAGCUUCACCAGAAUCACGGGCACCAAGGAAUCGAGCGAACUACUGAGUUGGUGAGGCAGAGGUGCUACUGGCCAAAAAUGGACCUCGAGAUAAAGGAGUGGUGUCAGCGUUGUGAGCGGUGUGUCCUGGCCAAAUGUACACAGCCAAGAGUUCGAGUGCCCAUGGGUCAUCUCUUAGCAGCUAAACCGAAUCAAGUGCUUGCUAUAGACUUCACCUUGUUGGAGCCUUCCCGGGACGGAAAGGAGCUUGUGCUGGUGAUGACAGAUGUCUUUUCAAAGUUCACUCAGGCCAUUCCCACCCGGGACCAGAGAGCAGCUACGGUGGCAGAAGUGCUGGUGAAAGAGUGGUUUUAUCGCUAUGGAGUCCCAGCCCGCAUUCACUCUGAUCAAGGGAGAAGUUUUGAGAGUGCAGUGGUUCGACAGUUGUGUGAGCUGUAUGGAGUGAAGAAGACACGCACCACACCCUAUCACCCCCAGGGUAACGGUCAGUGCGAACGGUUUAAUCGGACUCUGCAUAACCUGCUACGCACUCUGCCUCUUGACCAGAAGAGCCACUGGCCUGAGCAUCUCCCCCAGCUUGUUUUUAAUUAUAACUCCACCGCUCAUCAGUCGACAGAACCGACUGAGGGGAGAGUGUGUGACUGGGUGGCAGAGCAUCGCUGGCGGCUGGAUGUUGCUUUUGACUCUGCCCGGGACCAAAUGGAGGCUGCGGCAAGGCGGCGAAAGGAGCGACAUGAUCGGGGGGUGCUGGAGGAACCGUUGAAAGCAGGUCAGUGUGUGUACCUGCGGGACCAUGCAGCACGUGGCCGUAACAAGAUCCAGGAUAAGUGGGGAUCAACUGUCUUCGAGGUGGUGAGACCACCUGAACCAGGCGGAGUGGUCUAUUCCGUAGCCCCAGUCUACGAUCUAACUCGUGUGAGGCAAGUGCACCGGACAAUGUUGAAACCUGCCCUGCCCCAGUCCCCUGGACAAAUUCAGGUCAGGCCGCUGCACGCACCCGAAGUGGCAUCGCCUUCAGAAGGUGAUGAAGAGGAGGAGAUGGUGGAGACUGGGUUAUGGGUGGUAUUGACGGCACCAGAGGACCAUCGGCCCACUCCAGCUCGUCCAACACCUUAUCGGAGUGCGCCAGUAAAUCAACCGCCUGCAGCAGUUGCCAGUUCCUCCCCUCUCACACCGCUCCAUGGAGGCCCUAGCACCAGCGCAGCUGUCCCACGCAAGUCUGUAAGGAAAACGGCAGGGCAUCACACAAAUGUGCAUCGUCUCCCACGACCAGUGCAGGGGGAGGCAAGUAGGGCUACAACCUCUCAGGUAUUGGGUUCUGGCAGUCUAGGUGCAGGUAUCUUUCGUCCUUGGUCUUAAUAUUAGUGUUAAUGUUAGUGUUUAUCAGCGGGCCGCUGAUAAAAAUUGGGGGGGGGUAGAUGUAACCGGCUGAUUAGCGCUCAUGCCCCACAGCUGGGUGGGAACCAAUCACCUGCGGUUACCUGGUUGUUUUGCGGGGAUAAAAUUGAG
This is a messenger RNA of Notolabrus celidotus (New Zealand spotty), 3876 nucleotides long. RefSeq lists its product as uncharacterized. Bases 784 to 3726 code for a protein of 980 amino acids. Gene Ontology annotation, biological process: DNA integration. The transcript is spliced from 2 exons. The record is from RefSeq and is a predicted model, not a curated record. Gene Ontology annotation, molecular function: nucleic acid binding; zinc ion binding. Lineage: Eukaryota; Metazoa; Chordata; Actinopteri; Labriformes; Labridae.